UGUUCAAUCUGCACAUCUUUCACGCGCUUGACACCAGGAUCUGCUGUAACCAUAGGGCGUCCUAUUCGCACCGCGCGCAUGUAUCUGCUGGAUGACAACCUUGACCAAAUUGUCGAACCCGGCGUUGUGGGCGAAAUUUUUCUUGCGGGUAUACAGGUCAUGCCGGGCUACAUCAAUGCACCGCAAAAGUCCGAACGAUGCAUUCUACAAGAUCCCUGGCACAAGGGCGAGCGCAUGUACCGCACUGGCGACUAUGUUACAUAUACAGCGAACGGUUGCAUUACGUAUAUUGGUCGAGUCGACCGUCAAAUCAAGCUGCGUGGCUACCGCAUCGAGUUGGCCGCUAUCGAACAAAAGAUAUAUCAAUUGGACCCAAGCAUCAUGUUAGCGACGGUACUAGUUGCAAAUGAUACCUUGGUGGCUUUUGUAAAGCCUGCAGCAGUCAACAUUGAAAGCCUUUCACAGCGAUUGAAGGAGAAUCUGCAGCCUACCUGGGUCCCGCACACCAUCAUUCCAAUUGACGACAUGCCUAUGACGGCAAAUGGUAAGGUCAACUCCAAGGCUCUUGAGGCCAUGGCUGUGGAUGCGAGAAAGCGAAGGGUCCCCAAUACCAAUGACAAGGGGAGUGUACUGGAAGACAAUAUACAACGACGUAUCGCACAAGAGUGGAAGGCAGUCUUGAACAUCGACAGAAACGAAGAGCCCUCUUCUUGUGAAGAUUUCUUAAGUCUUGGUGGUCAUUCUGUACUCCAGAUGCUGCUUGCCGUAAGACUUUCCAAGAUAUUCGGCGUCGCAAUAUCGACCAGUGAUGUGAUUCGAAGUCCCACGAUACGGGGCCAGGCAAGCAUCAUCCGGAGCAGAACCGGCAGUAAGUUGCAUGAAGUCCAGCCACUAGGCAAGAACGAACUUUCGCCGCUAGAGGUGCAAAUGUGGAGGUCACAUCACGCCGCUACAUCUGCAACAACAUUCAGCAUACCGGUAUUACUGCAGCUUUCCGGCUCGUUUGAUCGAUGCAAGUUUAUCACCGCUCUGAACAAUGUUCUGAGAUCACGCGACAUAUUGCGCUCCAACUUCACCCCAUCGGAUUGUGGGCCGAUACGUACUUUGAGAUCUGUUCCCCCACACGUUCUCGAAGUCAGAGUACUUGAUAUCUCUAGCGAGAUCAAUAUUCCUUUCGACCUAGCGCACGACAAAUUGAUCCGUGUCUUGUUUCAUCGUGAGAGCGAUACAUUACUGAUAGUCGCAAGUCACGCCAUUACUGACCUAAAUAGUAUUCAGAGCGUAUUGCGCGAGACAUCUUCUGUGUAUGCGACAAAUCUCUUACCAACCCCGCGCAUGCGCUAUCUUAAUGCCCCAGGCUGGUCACGUCCCGUUCAAACCAGUGAUAUGACAUUUUGGUCAAAGUACCUGAGCAAUACGCCUCCACGUUUGGACACAUUACUCAAACUUCCGGCCCCUUCACCCAAACAUGUCUUCGAAGGGACUUCUCGGUUCCAAACCUUCCAUGGCUCCCCCGUAAAAAAACUCACGAAGCUGCUUCCAGUCUACGGUAUCACUCACCACCAUCUCGCCAUUACAGUCGCCGCACAAGCACUCCAAUGGCUAACCGACACCAACGACGUCAUUCUCGGGUGUCCCUUCCAAAACCGCGUUGGCGACUUGGAACAAGAGUCCGUGGGUCUGUUCCUCGACCGUCUGCCAAUUCGCAUACAGACUUCAUCUCCGACAACGACCACGAAAGACUUGCUAAGAGCGACUCGCGACACCAGCCAGCAGGCUAUUGCCGCGGCUUUGCCAUUCCGUAAUAUCCUCUCAGCUUUGGGGAUAGAAGCGAACGAUCCAUUGUCUCCUUGCAGCCAUCCCAUCUUCCAAGCAAUGGUCACCUUUCAUCUCAAAGAUGCCGUCGAAUCAUGCUUGAAUAUUCCUGGAUGCGAUGUUCGUCGUCCACCACCCAUGGAAUGCUGGGCGAGCGGCAGUAAAUUCCUGUUGAUGUUUGAAUGGACGGAAAUAAGCGCCGAUACCUGGGUGCUCAGGAUAGAGUAUGAUUGUCACAGAAUUGAGCUGAAGAUGAUCCAGAAAUUGGAGCGCGCAGUUGAUAACAUCUUAUUAGGACUAUCCGAAGGCAAAACUAGAGAGAGUAUCUUUAAGAUGUUAUUGUAA
Bipolaris zeicola 26-R-13 is the source of this 2160-nucleotide messenger RNA. RefSeq lists its product as uncharacterized. Gene Ontology annotation, cellular component: cytoplasm. Gene Ontology annotation, biological process: secondary metabolite biosynthetic process; amino acid activation for nonribosomal peptide biosynthetic process. The annotation marks the transcript as partial. Gene Ontology annotation, molecular function: phosphopantetheine binding; catalytic activity. The record is from RefSeq and is a predicted model, not a curated record. NCBI's taxonomy places the organism in Eukaryota, Fungi, Ascomycota, Dothideomycetes, Pleosporales, Pleosporaceae. The transcript has a single exon.